AUUCGACAGCGCGGCCUACCCGAUCCGAUCAAUCGAUCAAUGUUUGUUUGUGUUCACGGGUGCAAACUUUUUUGGCGCGUGUGAGCAGAUGUGUUAGUGUAGAGGUUCAUUCCCCGCUUUCUCAUUGAGUACGAAGUAGUGUAUGUGUAUGUGGGUGUUUUCCUUGUGUGCAGUGCUGUGUGCAUCUAUCUCUUGGAAGAGAGUUGGAUUUGUUAUGGAUGGAAAACUUCGCUCGGUUUGGAUGCCAGCAUAAAUGGAAUGUUUUGUUUUGGUCAAAUUUUGGACCAUAACUUUGCGGAAUCAAAUCGAUGAACGCGUAUAGGUGAUACAGAGAGUUGGAAAGUGGCGAUCGGUUGCAGAAAGCGUUUACGUGCAAAGUUGAAAAGAAAUUGUGGAUGGAAUGAUAGUUGCAUCAGGAAUGAUUUUACACGCGGCGCUUUGUGACAUGAAAACUAGCUGAGCAGCUGAUAACGUUGUGUACCAAAGUACACAAAUACUCGAGUGAUAGCUGAUGCUGUGGAUGCUUCGGCAUUGAUGCACAAAGAGUCUAACUGCUUCGUGGGAAUCGAGUUUGACGAGUCGAACAAAUCUAUUUUCUGGCGGCGUGAAAUUCGUUGUUAUUUAUACGCAUCGAAUGCGUUAGCAAGGUUCCGCCUCCCUCGUCUCGAGCCGCUCACACAGCUAGUUGAGCCUGAACUUUUGCCACUCAAUGACCGCUUUUCGCUCGCAGUUAAGGGCACCUGGCACCUGGAGCUAACGCGCGCCAGUUGAUGGAUGUGCGCACACCUCUGAGCAGCACCGAAAGAGCGGCGGUGGAAUUGGGAGACCGAAUCGGAGGAAGUUGAUCCACUUCGAGCGCUGGUGACCUGUGUACUCAUCAACCGAACCGGGGGGAGGCACCGACUCAAACAGAACACAAAUUCCAAUCGCAAUGUGCUAUUGAGUGACUGAUUGAGGUGAGAACGGUGCGCGCGCAGGUCGCAGAACAAUAGCUCUGGGUGCUGCAAUUAGAAGUGAUUUUCGAUUCCGACACACACACAGUUGAGGGUUUUCGCCGAUCGGAUCGAAAUUAGAUCGGAAUGUCCGGCAGAUGGGGCUUCAAAAUAAUACCUCAAAACAAUACUUGGGACAGAGCGUAGAUCAACCGAGCAUGUUUUGAAACGAGCGGAUUGUUGGAGUGAAAAAUAAAAACAAUCGCCCACCAGAGUGGAAUUAGUUGGAUAGAUAGUGGCGGGAGUGUGCGCUCUCGGUGCGAUUCGCCGUGCUUUCAAGCCACUGAGAGUGCGACCCAUAGCGAAUAGUUUUGGGGGGAGAUCUACACGAUCUAUGCGAAUAGUUUGUCUACCAGGUAGACGAGACAGUCGAUCGUGAGUAAGUGAGAUUGUAGGUUGGGCUUCUAUCGUGAUUUGUCUGUGUCUAUCGGUAAACUCUUGGGUACAAGUCAGGACAGCGAGAUAAGAGUGAACAGGUUUCAUCCUUGGCGGUGGAUCCACUAGCCGGGACAUGCACCAUACAAAGAAUGGCUCCGCACGUUUGUAUUAACAUCAAUUGAAUAUUACAACUACAGUAGUGUGUGUGUAUGUGCUUGUUGGCAGUCAACUCGCGUGUCUCGCGUGUUCCACAGUGUCGAAAUCAACGAGGGUCUCAACGCUCACUCGGAUCGCCGUAAUCAGUAUCCUCUGGUGCACUUCCUGAGACCUCAGGCGAUAUAAUCGGCAAACAGAAAGUGUAUAUUUCGCCUGAAACAGAUUACAUCAAACGUUGUUCGUGUAGUAGUCGACGUGUAUUCAAAUCGACAACUUAACUUGUUUUCGCGUCUGUGGCCUUCGGGGGCCAGAUUCACGUUUUAGCAAGGAGCCACUACAAUGGCUGCUGUAAAUGUGCAUAAAAAGAAGAUGUAGAGAGAGAAAAGAUUACCGCAGAAGAUAGAUGAGAAGAGAAAAAUCAACAACCAAAUCAAGUGAAGGUGAUUGAAAUGCAAGUAAGUGGCAAAGUACAGUUUACCUGUCGUUCUGCCGCGCUAUUUAGAUUUGUGCGUUGUGUGUUUGUGUAAACAGUUCAGCACCGGAUGAGGAUUUCUGCUGUUGAAGAUUUCACCCGUGAUUUCAGCACUGGGUCUGUGUUUGGUUAUUGAACAGUGAUCGCAACGAUUGCGGGCCUACGUACCCGACAAGUGUUGGUGAUAAUUUCCCUAAUAGAGCGGCGUUGAAAUUGCUGCCAGAAGCUUAGUAUUAUGAAAAAAGUAUCAUUCCCCGGUGGUUGCCAUAACAGAUUGAGUUAUGGAAAAUGUUAAUGAGUGAUUGAUGGUAACAGGUGUCUCUCGUCGUUUAUCAAUUAAUGGUGAUUUAUGAGUGAAGCAAAAUAAUUUCUACUAGUAAAAGAUAACUUGUGAAGGAGUUGCAAGCUAUCAAUUGGCGUUGGUAAUAUUCCAAGGUGGUUGCAGAUCGUGCGCGAAAAAUACCGAAACGAAGAACAGGACUCGUGUUUGUUUGCAAAGCCUCCACACAGCACCUCGGCCAACGGCUAGCAACGGCUCGUCUAAUUAGGCGUCGUUGGGUUUCAAUCGCCCCAAUGGUGAGGUAGCAACCGGUGUGCAAGGUUUCCUAGUCCAAAACCUUCCCAAAUAAAUUAGCGACGUCUUUCGGUCUAUCCCAGCGUUUCCUUAAUUUCCUUAUUUCCCUCGUACGAUUUCACGGGCUCCGCAGGCCUGCCCAAAGGACGGAGCAAUGUUAAAUUGUACAGAUCUUGCCUGUGUUCUGCAUCAUCAUCACUUCUACGCGCAUCUGCAUCACCUAAAGCAUCACCUGCAGGACGAUCACGACCACCAUGGUGGGCACGGCCACCACGAGAGCCACGAUCAUCACGAGUCAGCUGCGGGAGAGGGGAGUGACGUAGACAACAACAACAUACAAGAUCUACUCAAUGAUACCGAUUCUGAGCUUUCCUCCCUUUCGCAUGUUGAUGCUCCCAACGAUGUCCUGUAUAUGGUUUGCGGAGUUGUCAUUGCCAUGCUCCUCGUGGGCCUCAUCAUAGUUUUAGUAGCAGUCACGAUCAGCAAACUGAGAAAGCGUGAAGAAUCGUCCGUGAGUCCAGUGACGGCGACCAACGUGGAGGCGGCCCCACCGUCGCAUCACCACAAUCCUAGCAGUAACAAUAACAACAAUCAUCAUCAUAACCACCACCAUAGCAGUAGUGUCCACAAUAACGGCAGCCAGCAGCAGCAGGAGAACGGAUACUCGGUACCAACUCCGGUGGCAUUCCGACAGAGCCCGUCCAGUGUGUGGGUGUUUCCUCCGCUACCACCGCAGCCCAACCUUUACAGCUACAACGCCAACAGUCAAGAUGCGUUAGUACACAACGAUAAGACCGGCUUCAAGGGUCUGAAGCGACAGCUGUCCGGCCGCUUCAAGCGGCUAGUGUCGCGAAAAUCGCACGAACCCGCCCCAGCGAUACCGCCCGAGCUGAAGCCCCAACUGAAGACCAUCUACGUUUAUUAAUAAUAAUGAUAAUGAUCAUAACCAGAGAGAGAGAGAGUGUAUCAAACAACAACACGGUAAAGUGUAAUGCUAAUGUUUAGUGUUCGAUUUUUUCCACCCCGCUCGGAUUUUAUUGAACACAACGUGCGCCGUGCGCCAAGAGAAAGUGAAAGAUGCAACACAUCUGUAUGCACGGGGAGAAAGGUGCGAUCCAAGACAAGGAGAGUAGUUCGCUGCAAUGAGUCAUUCAUAUGUCGUAUUUUCUCGUGUUACAACAAUCUCUAACUUUUUUGUCUAGACUUUUUUUAAGACCCUCAGUGAGAAUUUUGUAUUUUUUUGAUGCAACCGACUAUUUUGAGUACAUCAUUGAAAUUGAUUUUAUUUAUUACUAUUUUCCGUAUUUUUUUAAAUUGAAAACAUUGAUAUUGAAAAAACCACUGUCAUUUCUAUAAUUUUUUUCCAAUCAUGAUGCACAAAAACGGGAACAGUCAAACUAAUUGAUAUUGAUCCGCCAUUCCAGUUCGUGAUAUGACGUGUAAUCAAUGGUGUACUAUAUUCGAACCCAAGAUAAACAAGUAGUUAACAUACACACAUACAUACACCAAGUUCAAACGUUUCAAAGAGAAAAGUAAUUAUUAUUAUUAGUGAACAUAGAAGAAGACUGACACACAGACACUUUUAAGGCGAAAGCGAAGAUAGCAAGGGCGAAAGUAGAGUCGUGUCACC
Molecule: messenger RNA, 4202 nt
Organism: Toxorhynchites rutilus septentrionalis
Lineage: Eukaryota; Metazoa; Arthropoda; Insecta; Diptera; Culicidae
Product: probable serine/threonine-protein kinase DDB_G0282963
Exons: 8
Coding region: 2727-3497 (256 amino acids)
Source: RefSeq, a predicted model, not a curated record